AUGCGGCUGCUGUGGUGGAUUUUUUCCUUAUGCUUGGCACUUCCUGGAGUUUCAGCUUUCAAGCACAAGGCAGGACGGAUUGAACAUUGCAACAUCUUCACUAUGUGGAACUAUUCGCGUCCAGUUCCUGAGUACAUCCAUCUGAAUUUGCAGUCCUGGGAACGUGCAUCUGGGGGCCGUUGUGGGAAGCCAGUCUUGAUCAACAGGACGAAUGUCCGACAGUGGAUUCCGGAUGCGCCGGAAGAAUUGUUCAGAAUCCCAUACGAAGCGGCAGAAUCGGAUGCUAUACGCUAUGCAUUGAUUUACCACAACGGCGGUGUCUACAUGGACACCGAUUUCCUGGCCAUCGACAUGACAUCCAUCAUUGAUCGGAUUCAGGACCACGACAUCAUAACAUAUACCGCCGAAGGGCAGAAGUUCCACAAGGGCCAGUUCAGCUCAAAUUUUUUGGCUGGCCGCAAAGGCAGCAAGGUGAUGGGUGCAAUAUGGAAAUCCCAGAAGGAGCACAUGCAGCAGCAUUGUCCCAAGGACAUGGUGCCCAAAUCUGGAAUGUGUUGCUACGACGAUCCAUCGCUGGCCUGCUCCGUCCGUUGGGCUGGUCUUGGUGAAGGGAUCUCCCAUCCAGCUCUCAUCAAUCUUUUCAAGAGGAACGAAAGCUUCAAGAGUUACAUCUUUGAUGGCGACGAGAGCUUCGUCCCUACCGGUUUGGUGGAAGUCUUGAAGCGAAAGCUUUCUGUGAACGAUGCCCUUACAUACUGGAAAAAACGAUCGGUGAAGCAGCCGCUGUCUCGGAAGCUUUACCACCUCUUCAACUCCCAGGGCUUCGCGGACGCCUAUUCCUGCUUCGACCUGACGGCUGACAACACAACAGUUGCAGGAGAGCUUUACAAGCGAAGUCAGGUCAAGCGAGCCAUUGCAGCUCAUGACGGGCCUGCGUCAAAGUGUGCAAACGAUGGGGGUCUUUGCCGGUGCACCGGAAAUGUUUUCUACGGCCGACGUUUUGUAUGUGGUGGCGCCCAGCAGACAGACCUAGCAACUCUACUGCAGACCCAGCAUGCAUCUCGCGCGGUGUCUUCUGAGAUCCGGUGCGGUGCGCAGGACUUUGGAGGCGAUCCGCUCUUCGGUGUUGCCAAACACUGCAUCUGUGUGCAGCUUCGAUAA
Molecule: messenger RNA, 1161 nt
Organism: Symbiodinium necroappetens
Lineage: Eukaryota; Dinophyceae; Suessiales; Symbiodiniaceae
Source: the annotation of a GenBank genome assembly